AUGGCGGAAGUUACAAAACCUAUCCAUACUCUGGUCCUGGAUACCGGCUCAAUCAUCAAGAACGAGCCAUCCGUAUCGACACUUCUCGGACAGUCGAAGACACUGGUGACCGUUCCAGCCAUCAUAUCUGAGAUAAAAGAUGCCGCUACCAGAGCACGAGUAGAGACUACGUUGCUACCGUUCCUGACGAUACGGUCACCAAGUCCAGGGAGUGUGAAAUUUGUGACCGAGUUCGCCCGCAGGACUGGAGAUUUGGCUGUGUUGAGCAAACCCGAUAUUCAAAUCAUUGCACUUACUUAUGAGAUCGAGUGUGAGCGGAACAAUGGCGAUUGGAGAUUACGGAAGAUGCCUGGACAGAAGCGAGUCAAUGGUGCGCCACCUGCGAAGCAAGAUCCCGAGCAGAAGGAGUCUGCCGCAGAAGGUGCCGAGGCAGUUGAUUCAGUAGCUCCCGAUAAUGCUGGCGAAAACCAAGUUGCACAUGAUACACAGGAUGGACAGGAUGGAGGUGUUCUACUGACCCAGUCCGCGGGAUCUGCUCCGUCUGCCGAUAACGCAGAACCAAGUACAUCUCAACGACCAGGAAUUUUGGUGGACCAAGCGCAAGAUGACACAGAUGUCACCGUGACUGCAGUGGAAGGAACCCAACAAGCAUCCCUUGAGCAAGUGGAGGCAACCAUGAAUGAACUUGACCUGGAGCAUGAAGCUGCAACAGAGACGAUUAGGCCGACAGAGGACCCCACAUCGCGGAUAGACUCAGCUGCCAACUCAGGAGUCAGCCAAGAGGACUCCGACUCAGAAGGCUGGAUUACUCCUGGCAACUUGAAGAAGCGACAAACUGAAGACGCUGGCGGAUCCACAGAACAAACCAAAGAACCUAAGACAAUGCAAGUUGGUGUAUUGACCACAGAUUACGCUAUGCAGAACAUGAUACUGCAAAUCAACCUAAACCUGCUCUCUCCAAGCAUGACACGAGUCAAGCACCUGAAGACAUUUGUGCUUCGCUGCCACGCCUGCUUCUGCGUCUCAAAAGACAUGACAAAGCAAUUCUGUCCACGCUGCGGCCAGCCCUCACUCACACGAGUAUCGUGUUCGACAAAUGCAAAUGGCGAAUUCAAGCUCCAUCUCAAGAAGAACAUGCAAUGGAAUACUCGAGGAGAUCGAUACAGCGUCCCCAAGCCUGUUCAUGGGUCCUCGAAUGGCAGAUUGAAGGGUGGCGGGAAGGGCGGGUGGGGUAAUGAGUUGAUCUUGGCAGAGGAUCAGAAGGAGUUUGAGCGGGCGAGCAAGACGGAGAGGAGGCAGAAGGAGAGGAGUUUGAUGGAUGAGGAUUACUUGCCUGGGAUUCUGACGGGUGAUAGGGGUCGGGCUGGGGGGAGGAUCAAGGUUGGAGCGGGAAGGAAUGUCAACUCGAAGAAGCGGUAA
Molecule: messenger RNA, 1419 nt
Organism: Recurvomyces mirabilis
Lineage: Eukaryota; Fungi; Ascomycota; Dothideomycetes; Mycosphaerellales; Teratosphaeriaceae
Gene: nob1
Product: 20S-pre-rRNA D-site endonuclease nob1
Exons: 1
Coding region: 1-1419 (472 amino acids)
Biological process (GO): maturation of SSU-rRNA; ribosomal small subunit biogenesis
Cellular component (GO): preribosome, small subunit precursor
Molecular function (GO): RNA endonuclease activity
Source: RefSeq, a predicted model, not a curated record